GUAUAACAUUGAGCUGGUAAAAGAAAAUAAAAGAGAAAGUACUUUCAAUUUGAAUUUUUGUGGUCAGGAUGAAAGAUUGAGACAUAUAAUAUAUUGCAAAACAACUAAAAUGGUCCGUUGUUCGUGUCUCUUGUUUGAAUUCAAGGGCAUUCCAUGCCGACAUAUCUUGGCAUAUCUUAAACUUACCAAUCAUAGUGAGUUACCGGAACAAUAUAUUCUAAGAAGAUGGUGCCGAAAUGUCAAAAAAAGGGUUGUUCUUAGAGAUGGUAAUAUUAUUGGAGAUAAUGCCACAAUUAAUUUUGCUUCUCGUUUUAGUGAACUAAAUUGCUUAGCUAAUGAAAUGGUCGAAGAGGGGCUAUCUUCUAAUGAUGCAUAUGAAUUAAUGCGUGAAAUGAUGAUGGAUGCUAUUAAUAAGGUGCAACGUUUGAAACUCAUCAAUGAUGAAGAAAUUGGACAAGAUGUGGAAGGACAUUAUAUGAAUGCAGAGUGUUCUCAAGAUAUAGUUCAUGAACCAAGUCAAGCAAGAACAAAAGGAAGGCCUAAAGGGAAGAGGUUAAAGCCUUCGAGUGAGAUCCGCAAAUGCAAACCUAGGAAAUGCAAAUUGUGUGGAAAGCGAGGACAAAAUCAUGAUAGCAGAAAUUGCCCUCUAAAGUUGUCAAGUGAUUCAAUGGAACAAGAUAAUAUUGAUGAAGCCACUGAUGAUUUAGAAGAUUCCUUUGAGGAAUAUGAAGUUCUCACUAUUGCGUGAAGUUUGAUCAAGGUUGGCAGAAAGAAGAUUGGCGGAAAGAAGUUUGAUCAAGUUCUCACUUAGUUUGCGUGAAGCUUUGAGAACUUUGAGCCUGAUACUAAGCUUUGAGAACUUUGAUGGUCAUAUUUUGUUUGGAUUUCAUGGUCAUAUUUUGUUUGGAGCCAAGUUCAUACUUUGUUCUUUUUAUGUUUAUCUGUUAAUUCUGUGAAUUUGGACUGAAUAUGCCUGCACUGGACAUUCAAAG
Messenger RNA from Asparagus officinalis (garden asparagus), 992 nucleotides. RefSeq names its product protein FAR1-RELATED SEQUENCE 5-like. Gene Ontology annotation, molecular function: zinc ion binding. The transcript has 3 exons. The record is from RefSeq and is a predicted model, not a curated record. NCBI's taxonomy places the organism in Eukaryota, Viridiplantae, Streptophyta, Magnoliopsida, Asparagales, Asparagaceae. Bases 110 to 748 code for a protein of 212 amino acids.